Mytilus trossulus (common blue mussel) is the source of this 2525-nucleotide messenger RNA. Its product is annotated as E3 ubiquitin-protein ligase TRIM71-like. Gene Ontology annotation, molecular function: zinc ion binding; ubiquitin protein ligase activity; protein binding. The transcript has a single exon. The record is from RefSeq and is a predicted model, not a curated record. The coding region runs from base 21 to 2120 and encodes 699 amino acids. Lineage: Eukaryota; Metazoa; Mollusca; Bivalvia; Mytilida; Mytilidae.
ACAAUUAACCGGUACCAGUAAUGGCUAGUGCUGACAAGGGGUAUCUUCUGAAGUGUAAUAUUUGCCUAGAUACAUUACUAUCACCUAGAGCUCUCCCAUGUUUACAUUCGUUCUGUGAGGAAUGUCUUAAGAAGCAUAUACAUACUGUCAAAGUUUCUAAGGGUACAUCUAAAGUCCAGAUACCUUGUCCAACAUGCAGAACACCAACAUUAAUACCCAAGGACGGUGUCAGGGGAUUUCCAAAAGAUUUCCGUAUAAAUCAACUGAACGAUAUUUUAACGGCCACAGAACAGGAACAAAAAACACAAAAAUUUACUUGUGAGUUAUGUGAAAUGAUUGCCCUAGCAACCAAAUAUUGUUUUGAAUGUAAAAAGUAUUUCUGUAACACUUGUAGCAUGAAACACUGUAUGUCUAAAGUUUUAAAUUCUCACAUUCUUAGUGAUGUCUUUAACAGAGAUGAAAAUAUAGGGGUCUGUGAAAAACAUAAGAAUGAACCAAUCAAAUUCUUCUGUAGAUCAUGUGACUUUGGCAUCUGUCUCCAUUGUGUAUUAGGGGACCAUGAACAACAUCUAAUUUCAUCGCUUGAUGAUGUAAAUGUGGACGAGAGGGAAGAGCUUACAUUUUGUUUGAAACAUGUGGAGAACCAAAUAUCUUUUCUUAAAGAUCAAAUUUUCAAUAUAACCUGCUUGGAAGGUAAAAACAGGAGUAGCUAUGUGGAUGAAAUCUACUCUGAUAGGACAAAGCAAUUGAGACUGAACAAAACACAACUUUGUCAUCCACAAAUAAAACAAAACCAAAGUUUACAGAAAGAGAAAGAUAGAUGUCACAUGUAUUUACAACAGUUUGAAACAAUUCAAAACAAUCUGCAAAAUAUAAUAAGAAAUGGGAAUUCAAAAUAUCUCAAUAUUUCUCAUUCUCAAAUUUUGCAUGAAAUAUUGAAUAUAAAUGUGAAGAUAGAACCUGUUAUGCCUGGUGAUGAAAUCAAAGCAGUUGCACACAACAAUUGGAGACCUGGAAAUUUUCAAGACAGUAAACUUGGAGUCAGCUACAGUAGCAAACGCCCCUUUUUUCCCCGAAAAGUACAAAUUCCAGGAGCAAAUAACUCUUUACAAUCUUCCUUUGUGAGGGGAAAUAACUCUUUACAAUCUUCCUUUGUAAGGGGACAUAACUCAUCAUAUACCUGUCAGGUGAAACCUAAAUAUAAAAGUUCUUUUGCUGACCAGAAUCCAUUAAAUAGAUGCAUUUAUCGUUUAUCAGCACUGUCAUUACCAAGGCAACCAUAUGAUCCAGCAAAAUACCAAAAUGAAAAAACAAAGAAGGUAAAAUUCCUGUUUAAGAUUGGAGGCUAUGGACAAGCUCCUGGAUGUCUCAAUCUACCAUUUGGGAUUUCAUUUCUUAAGAACGAUAUUCUUGUGGUAGCAGAAAAUGGAUCAGGACGCAUUCAAAAAUUUGAUUCAUUUGGAAAAUCUUUUGAAUGCAUUCAGUUGAAAUCUGGAUAUCCAAGGUGUAUAACCACUGGACGCAACAAUGAAAUUUACAUAACCGAUGAAUUUAAUAAAUGUGUCAAAAUGGUCAGCAAAGAAAAAGAAACAAUUAUAACUCGUUCUAUUGACAGCUUACACUUUCCUUACGGCAUUGUGGCCCUUGACGAUGGGACACUUGCCGUUUCUGAUAUGAUAUAUGAACGACUUAGUAUUCUCAAACCUUCAGGAGAAAUAGUUUCACAGUUUGGUUGCUAUGGAAACAACAACUCAUCCCUUAACAACCCUUCAUAUUUAGAAACUGACAGAGAGAAUAUAUUUGUUUCAGAUUCAGGUCACCAUCAGAUUAAGAUGUUCAAUAAACAUGGAAAAUUUUUGCAAAAACUGGGAGACUUUGGAUCAAAUAUUGGCGAACUGAAAUAUCCAAAAGGUAUAGCAAUAACAAGAAAGGGAGAAAUCAUUGUUGCUGAUUCUGGAAAUAAUCGAGUGGUAAUGUUCUCAAAGACAGGAGAUACUGUUACAACUCUAUUAGACAUAAACGACAUUAUAGAUCGGCCAAUCGAUGUCGCCUGUACACCGUCAGGAUUAUUGGCUGUGGCUAUCACAGACAGACAUGAAGUGAACGUUUAUAAACUGUGAUCAGGAAUUCUAUGACAUUAAAGAUCGUCCAAUCGAUGUCGCCUGUACAUCAUCGGGAUUAAUGGCUGUGGCUAAUACAGACAGACAUGUAGUGUAUGUGUAUAAACUGUGAACAGGAAUUCUAUGACAUUAUAGAUCGACCAAUCAAUGUCGCCUGUACACCGUCGGGAUUAUUGGCUUUGGCCAUAACAGACAGACAUGAAGUGUACGUGUAUAAACUGUACUAAUAAAUAUGUACAGGAACUCUAUGAUAUUCAAUGCAAAAGAGGAUACAAAAAGAUGCAUAGAAAGUAUAAUACAUUUAGACAUAUCAUGAACAGUGGAAAUAUAUACCUGCACACAUGUUAUAAUAAAAAGCAACAAAAAAAUAAGAUGAAAUUGCAAAUAAAUACAUGUAGGUUAAUG